GUCAUGCGUUCACGAAGGUCCGUCAGUUGUUCCCUCACCUUUUAGCUGUGCAUCAAUGUUCUCGUGAGCACAACAGUUUACAAGGGGCGCUCCUCAUUUUCUGCAAGUCUGCAUCUCGUCAAAUGCUCUCAUGUGCACUAAAUGGCCGAUUCAAAACAAGAAGCUCGUAAAGAAAACGGGCUAGGUGGGCAUGGCCAUGGAGCCUCUAAGCCCCCUGGUUCUGCUGGUUGCAUUCAGCAGCUUCCUUGUGUCUCAGUGGCUGUUUCACACAGGGGGCCCCUGGCUGUCCGAGCGCCUCACUCCACACUUCCUCACACUAAACCACACACAGAGGACGGAGUGGAGCACCAGGGUUGUUUCUACAGUCCAUGCCUUCGUUGUGGGACUCCUGUGCCUGUACAUAUUUCUUUUUGAUGAAGCAAUCCAGGAAGAUCCAGUUUGGGCAGACUCAUCACUGGUGAAACUGAGUGUUAGCAUAACCACAGGCUACCUAAUUUCAGAUUUGCUGCUUAUGGUCUACUUCUGGGACUUCAUAGGAGAGAAGAAUUUUUUGAUGCACCACCUCGCUGCCCUUUACGCCUACUGCUAUGUUCUGAGUCAGGGAAUAUUGCCAUAUUUUGCAAAUUUUCGUCUUCUGUCUGAAUUCUCCACUCCCUUCGUAAACCAGCGAUGGUUUCUUCAGGUCCUGGGGUACCACAAGUGUUCCAAACCCAGUCUUGUUAAUGGUGUAGCUAUGGCGGCCUCCUUCUUCCUGGCGAGGAUUGCGGUCAUUCCAGUCUAUUACAGACAUAUGUACUCUGUCUACGGUACGGAAGCCUUCACCAGGCUCAGCCAGGAUGCUCGCUUCGCCUGGGUGCUCUGCAGCCUCUGCCUAGACGUCAUGAAUGUCAUGUGGAUGCGUAGGAUCCUUCGGGGCUGCCUCAAAGUCCUGCGCUCCGGGCGUGUCCGGGAAGCAGCAAUGGAACUGGAAAGCAGGAAGAUGGACUGAGAGACAGAGAUUGAGAUUAAGAUUAUAUGGAAAAGAGGGUGGUGUGUUUGUUCAGAACCAGAAAUGUGAUUUUGACAAGUAAUUGAAGUGUCUUGAAUGGUGUGAGAUGUGGAAAAGUAUUUUGCCUGUUUGUGUAACACCGCCCUCUACCUGCAGGAACCAAACAUGAUAGUCAAAAACCCAAGCAAGCCAGUUUUUAUUGUGAAUCUGUUUUAGUUCCAUCAGAUACCACUGAAGAAAAGUUACAGCAUUAAUUUUAAAAAGUAGACAACAUCAUAGGGCAAAAAUAUUUUACUGGAGUUUAUAAGGCAUUUGCGACUCUAAAUAUUGACUGUGCCUACUGAUACUGCACGUGCAUACAGUUAUUGUGUAUUUUAAAUGAAAAGUUUUAAUGUUUGCUUUAAAUGAACUCACAGUUCAACAGAGUAAUUUGAAGGGUCACAGAUGCACAUCUGGACAAUCAAAAACAAUGAUAGUGCUUACACUAGUCAUUGCUAAGCUGCUAUGAAGCUAAACCAAACUUGCCUUCAUUAUAACGGAUGCAAUAAACACAGCACAGCAGCAACACAUUUUAGCCUAAGGAAGUGUGUCAGCUGACUGCUCUACAGCUCAGAAUAUGAACAAUGAUGGAGUCGAUGACCUAUCUUACCUGUUACUUAAAUGACAAUGCAUGUCUAUAUAAAAUGUAAAACUUUGUGGAUUACGCUACAUGUUUUAGCCAAGUACCUACUUGGAUAAACAAGGAUUUAGGUAUUUAACAUACUUUAUCUCUUAUAUAUAUAUAUAUAUAGGGACUUGGACCCUGA
This is a messenger RNA of Electrophorus electricus (electric eel), 1794 nucleotides long. RefSeq names its product Transmembrane protein 56-B-like. Gene Ontology annotation, cellular component: endoplasmic reticulum; membrane. Lineage: Eukaryota; Metazoa; Chordata; Actinopteri; Gymnotiformes; Gymnotidae. The record is from RefSeq and is a predicted model, not a curated record. Gene Ontology annotation, biological process: lipid homeostasis.